UGCCAUAUUGAAAUUCUUAUAAGAGAAUAUUACUACACGUCGAUAAUUUAACAAUUGAGAGAAUUUAAUUCCAGUUCUAAUAAAAUUGAUUGACUGAAAACCACAAAGUAUUAUAACAAUACUAUUAGCGUGUUAAAAACUAAAUCAUAAUUGGAACAAGUGUUUAAUUUAAACAAACAGCUCCGCUAAAAUGGGUUUAACAAUUUCUAGUUUGCUGACACGUCUUUUCGGAAAGAAGCAAAUGCGUAUUUUGAUGGUUGGUUUAGAUGCUGCUGGUAAAACCACCAUUCUAUAUAAAUUAAAACUGGGGGAGAUUGUCACGACCAUUCCAACUAUUGGUUUUAACGUUGAGACCGUUGAAUAUAAAAAUAUUUGUUUCACCGUUUGGGACGUCGGUGGUCAGGACAAAAUUAGGCCACUAUGGCGCCAUUACUUCCAAAACACACAAGGCCUAAUAUUUGUGGUGGACUCAAAUGAUCGUGAUCGCAUAAAUGAAGCUGAAAAAGAACUACAGAAUAUGUUACAAGAAGACGAACUUCGUGAUGCUGUAUUGCUGGUUUUCGCUAAUAAACAGGACUUGCCAAAUGCUAUGAGUGCUGCUGAAUUGACCGACAAACUAAGACUUAAUCAACUUCGAAAUCGUCAUUGGUAUAUUCAAGCAGCGUGUGCUACUCAGGGCAAUGGGCUUUAUGAAGGUCUUGACUGGUUGUCGGCGGAAUUAGCUAAAAAAUGAUAAACAAGUGCCCUAAAAUGUUUUUUAUUUAUUAAUUACGUGAUUUCAACUUAUAAGGGUAUAAAGCGAAAAAACUUGUUUGGGAUGAAUUCUUAAUAAUUUUAUAAAUAUUAAAACCAAAUUAAUUAGAUUGUACACAUUCUAUAAUAAAAAUACUUUCGCUUCUCA
This is a messenger RNA of Zeugodacus cucurbitae (melon fly), 901 nucleotides long. RefSeq names its product ADP-ribosylation factor 2 (gene Arf102F). The record is from RefSeq and is a predicted model, not a curated record. The transcript has 4 exons. Gene Ontology annotation, molecular function: GTP binding; GTPase activity. Gene Ontology annotation, biological process: vesicle-mediated transport; intracellular protein transport. NCBI's taxonomy places the organism in Eukaryota, Metazoa, Arthropoda, Insecta, Diptera, Tephritidae. The coding region runs from base 191 to 733 and encodes 180 amino acids. Gene Ontology annotation, cellular component: plasma membrane; cytoplasm.